Messenger RNA from Bufo bufo (common toad), 7042 nucleotides. RefSeq names its product HECT domain E3 ubiquitin protein ligase 2 (gene HECTD2). The transcript has 21 exons. The record is from RefSeq and is a predicted model, not a curated record. Gene Ontology annotation, molecular function: ubiquitin protein ligase activity. The coding region runs from base 26 to 2332 and encodes 768 amino acids. Gene Ontology annotation, biological process: protein polyubiquitination. Lineage: Eukaryota; Metazoa; Chordata; Amphibia; Anura; Bufonidae.
UGGACUGUCAGCUCCUGUGGUGAGGAUGUCUCUGUCUGCGGGAUCCGCCGAAAGCCAGAUGGAAGAGGAGCAGCUGGAGGAGAAGCAGAGGGACAAGCUGCCCCCCAUCCUGUGUGCAGCCAGCGCAGCCUCCUGCGGGGGGAUGGAGAGAGCAGCGAAGGGUCAGUUCUCAACGUUCAGCAGUUUCAUUUCGACCAUCAACCAAAAGAAGGAAGCCGCUGGGAACAGAUGCUCACCUACGCAGCUUGUUAUACCCAACAGCAAAAAUGUAAGGGACCUUCCGCCAAUAUGCCUUGAUGUUCGACAAAAGCAGCGAAUCUCCAUUGAUACGCUACCUGCAGAGAUGAAAGCCCCUAUCCUACCCGAACCUCCCAUUCCAGUACGGACCAAAACCCUAAAGGAUUUCCAGAUAGACUUGGACAAAGCGAAAUCCACGGGGGAAUGGAAAGUUGUGCACGAUUUCUAUUUAACCACAUUUGAUUCCUUCCUGGAGCUGAAUGCUGCAUUCAAGCGAGAUGUGAGUGCCUCUCUGAACACUAUUGAAGAUUCCAGAAUCAAUACAAAGUUUUUGAACGCGGUUUAUGAUGCCCUAUUAACUACUACUCAAGAUAUCCAGAAAACAGUACUAAAAGGAAUAAUUAACAGUCUCUUAAGGGAAUGGAAAGGACCAAGAAAUAAAGAUGACCUCCGAGCCUACUUUAUGCUGACACAGAAUCCACAGUUCAGCAGCGCCUCUACUUAUGUCAUCUACGCUCAUCUACUGAGGCAAAUCGCCACCUUGUCCGAUGCCGACCACAAUUUAUUAAUUCACUGGUUCAGAAAGAUGUCACAGAAGAGAUUCAAACAGCUGGUUGACCGACUGCUGCAGUUUAUCUCCUUGCGCCUCUUUCCUGCAAAACCUGAAGAGUUUCCACCUCUUGCAAAAUGUACAUGGUGGAUUCCAUCGGCAACCAAAGUGUUAGCGAUACUAAAUGCAGCGAAUAUGCUUUGUAACCCACCGUUAACCCCUUACUCUGAUUUCUAUAACUCCACGUUGGAUCAUAUUGAUCUCAUGGAAGACUAUCAAACCUGGCUAUUCUACGGGAACACGCACAGAUUUUCAUUUUGUCAGUUUCCAUUCAUCAUAUCCAUUGCAGCAAAAAAAGUCAUCAUUCAGAGGGACUCGGAGCAACAGAUGAUCAGCAUUGCACGGCAAAGUCUCGUGGAUAAAGUUUCUCGGAGGCAAAAACCUGAUAUGAACAUGCUGUUUCUUAAUAUCAAGGUCAGAAGAUUGCAGCUGGUCAGCGAUUCACUGGACGAGCUUACAAGAAAACGAGCUGAUCUGAAGAAAAAGUUGAAGGUUACCUUUGUAGGUGAAGCCGGCCUUGACUUGGGUGGCCUGACAAAAGAGUGGUUUCUUUUGCUAAUCAGACAGAUUUUCCAUCCCGACUAUGGUAUGUUCACGUAUCACAAGGACUCCAACUUCCACUGGUUCAGCAGUUUUAAGUGUGACAACUAUUCAGAAUUUCGUCUAGUUGGAACUUUGAUGGGGCUGGCUGUCUAUAACAGCAUCACUCUAGAUAUCCGCUUUCCACCUUGCUGCUACAAGAAGCUGUUGAGUCCUCCCAUAGUACCUUCUGACCAGAACAUACCUGUAGGCAUUGCAUCUGUCACACUAGAUGACCUGUAUCAGAUAAUGCCAGAACUUGCUCAUGGAUUAAAUGAACUACUAACAUAUGAAGGCAACGUGGAGGAAGAUUUCUAUUCUACAUUCCAGGUGUUUCAAGAAGAAUUUGGUGUAAUUAAGUCAUACAAUCUUAAACCUGGUGGUGAUAAAAUCCCAGUCACCAAUCAGAACAGGAAAGAAUAUGUCCAACUUUACGUAGAUUUCCUACUUAAUAAAUCCAUUUACAAGCAGUUCUCAGCAUUCUACUAUGGGUUUCACAGCGUCUGUUCUUCUAAUGCAUUGAUGUUACUGCGCCCAGAAGAAGUAGAGAUACUUGUGUGUGGGAGUCCGGAAUUAGACAUGCAUGCACUCCAGAAAAACACGCAUUAUGACGGCUACCAGAAAACAGAUCUUACCAUUAGGUAUUUUUGGGAUGUUGUACUCGGGUUCCCUCUUGACCUUCAAAAGAAGUUUCUACAUUUUGCAACAGGAAGUGAUAGAGUGCCGGUGGGAGGCAUGGUGGACUUGAACUUCAAGAUAUCAAAAAAUGAAACUUCAACUAAUUGGUUGCCAACAGCACACACCUGCUUUAACCAGCUGUGUUUACCUCCCUACAAAACGAAGAAGGAGCUAAAACAAAAGCUGGCCAUUGCUAUUUCCAACUCUGAAGGUUUUGGUCUCCAAUGAACACUGGAGACUUUGUAAUUUCUGCAUCCAUUGAGUACUGGUUGUGGUAGGGAAGAAGCAGUGCUGACUACCCCGCCAUUGUACUACACACAGCUGGUGCCAGUGUCAGACUGUACGGGAACCUUUCCUUUGAGAGAGAGAGAGAGAGCACUCCACUGAGAAUGAUGUGGGAAAGUUUGAAGAAUUUGUCUUGUAAAAACACAAAUUUUUACUUAGUAAUAAAACUUCAUGCAGGUCAGCAAAUCUUGAAGAAGCCGCUUUAUAAUCCUGCCAUGCAUUUAUACUGCUUUAUUAAUGUAGAAUAUGUUUAUAAUGAGUUGUAAAAGAGACGUGUAGAUAGAAUUUUUACAAUUUUCUACUUUGUGGCAUUGCAGGGAAUGGACGAGAACAGCAAGCAUUUGUCAGCAUUAUGUUCUAUUAUGUGUAUUUAUGAAUUUACAGUGCGUUGUCUCAGUCACAUGUCAUAUUUAUUUUAUAGAUCAUGAAAAUGAAGCAUGUUUGCCUUUUACAUGUUUUUAAACUCUCCACGGAAUAGUUAUGACAUUUACCUACUUAGUAUGGCACCACCUAGUUUCCAAUGUGUAUAACCAUGUGCAACUCCAUCUACUGUAUUUCUGCAUGGUCGAGUCACAUUAUUAUGACCAGCAGCCAAUAUCCAGAGUAAAUGCUGUGAACAGGCUGGGAGUGGCAUUAUUAUCUGUUCAUUUACAUCUGGAACGACUUUCAUUUUCUUUAUAUGUAUUGUGUAAAGGGAAAAUAAGCUUCAUUCUCUAUGACCUAUAAAAUGAAUACAACAUGUAGUAGUGGGAUGACCCUUUCACGUUUAUUUACCAGUGAGGGACUACCGGUGAUUUUAUCACUUACAUAGGAAAAAUGCUUUGCUUUUUCUAUAAAGGGUAUUGGUUUCUGCCUUUUUAACAUUGAACAUGAAGCGUUUUACAUAUGUAUGAACUUUGUUACUUUUGUUGAAUGCCAAAAUGGCAGGGAGUUUUGGUGAGCAUAUCAUUUGUAACUUUCUACCAAUGCCGAAUACCGUAUGUAUGUUCUAAAAGUGAAGGGGUGUCAGGGACACCGUUUAUAUGUAUAUAAUAGGAAUUUUUUUGGGGUGGCUUAUAUACCAUUGUUGCAUUGUUAAAUGUCCCCGACAACCCCUUUAGCAAGUUGCUGAGAAUGCCACUGACAGUUUAACCUAGAACGGCACUAGAAUUACGGUAUGCCACCUAGUCACAAGCGCGUUAUGAGAAAAGAGAAGCUGCAGGCUUUUCGUUCUAGGACCAGGGACAGACUGGGAACUUAAAGUGGUCCUGGAAAAAUAAACUGAAAGUGGCCCCAUGUUGUAGGCGAGUCCAAAUUGAGAGAAGGUGUGGCAAGCAAUACCAUAUUGCGGCACAAAAUACCACCCCAGAAGAACCAAAUACCACAGUGUGUCCUAAAAUAAUGUCCCAUCAACACAAAAUACCUCCCCAAAAGCUGCCCCUCUGUAGUGGCCCUCGCCUGCGGGGGGCAGGAUGUGGCAGCUCCAGUUGUCUUAAGAUGGCAAUAUCGUUAAAAUCUGGAGUCAUGAGGGGAGCGUCAGAUAUUUAUUUAACUGGCUGGUAGACCUGCGGAUGGCUCAGGUGGCCCCCUGGCCAUUAGCCCACCAGGAAGUUUCCCAAUAAGGACUAUGGUCAGUUCGUCCCUGUCUAGGACUCCCACUCGCAGUCCCAUGUAAGCGCUUACAUUAUUAUCUGUUUACUUAUAUCUGUAACGACUUCCAUGUAGGUAAAGUGGUUGUCUGGGACUUACUUUUGUUUUUUGCGUUACCUGACGUACAAGAGCAUCUUCUGCCAUAGGAAACACUUUUUGUUUCAUUUUGAUAUGGGUCAGGAGGUUAUGAUGAUUGGCAAGCGGCACCAUCGAGGGAAAUUCAUGUGCCGUACAAUCGGACUGCAAUCUUCCAUUGAAGGGAGACACCAUGUACAUCAAGGGCUGUGUCAAACAGCGCAUGCGCAAGAUUUUCUGGCUGCAUUUGUGCGGUCACAAAAGUCGAGUCCAGAGGAUCUUGUAUAUCAUGUAGGUCACGUCAAAUUCUUACUUUCAGUGGCUGUCCCUUUUUCAUGUACAUGGUCUGCAAGUCAUGUCCCAGUGUCCAAGCUGCACCUGGGCAAUUUUCUGUACUUGCCCAAGAGGGCAGAUACUGUUGGAAAACAAGGGGUGUUUUGGGUGGAUCCAAAGCAAAGAGUUUGAGCACAUGCUAAGAAUUUGGGGUUUUGUAGUUUGAGGCUGUGUUCAUUACAAAUCCCAUGCCCGUUAUUUUCCGAUUUUGUAGAUUUUUAAAAAAAAAAUUUAAAUUAUAUUUACUAAACAUGAUUAUGGGGGCAGCCAUCUUGUCAGAUCUGUUCUUAAUAGCAUUUAUAGAAAAGCUUUACAGAAGCCACCAUGGGCCAUAGACACAAUGGAGAGGAGGGGACCACAUUGAUUUACAUGGGGAGCAUCCUCUAGGCAUGCUGUAUGCAGAGGACGGGGAGUAGAUGAGCUUUGAUAGCAACUAUUGCAAAUGGUGGAUCCUGUGUUAUCUAUAUAUGCAGUAGAUGAUAUCGGUCAUUGUAAUCCUGCCAGGAUUUUUUAUGAGAUAACUGCAGAAAAAAUUAUCUAUACAGACCAAGAAUUGGCACCUAUUAUAAGCCUAGUGGACAGUGUGAAAACUGCAGGAUUUUAGAUUUUUAUUUUUUUUUUAAAUAUAGACAGUGACAUGGGAAAAAAAACAAAAAAAAUAAAUAAAUAUCCUUUCAAAAUACGAAAUAUAAAAACGUAAUUUUAAUAACAUGACACAUUCCCUUGAAAUCUUUUGCCUUAUGCCAUUACAUAAACCGACAGCAAGACUAGAAUAAUGAGUAGGGUAAAGCAAUAUGUACUAGGAAUAGUAAGGAGGUGGUCUAUAUGACUUGGCCGCCUGUUUGUAUAUAGAUUAUGUAAAAUAGAUUCAGUGGCAGAGAUAUAUUUUUGGAAGAAUUCAUGACAAAGAGAACUUUAUUCUGUAUCUCUGAAGUUUUUUUUUUUUGAAAUUAUUGCUACUGAGUAAUACUGAUCACUGAAGACGUCUGGAGUUGUAGUGAGACUUCAGUAAAAUAUUUAACUAGUUAGAAUAACUACGGUAAUGUGUUGCAUGAGAAGUCUUGCUGGAUGAAGACUAUUUACAAUAAUGAUGAAAAGAACAUUUCGGUGAAUGGAAAUACAUUACAUUCCUGGUCACCCAAUGGCGUUCAUGUGUUUAUGGCAUAGUUUCAUGUAGUUUCGUAUGUAGCGAUUUACAGUAUGUAACAAAAGCAAAUGUUAUGAUCUUGCUGAGAUAUCAUGUCCUUUUACACGUUUAUAUAGUAUUUGUAUGAAAUUCAGCUUGUCACGCCGCCUUUUGUGCCUGUUAUAGCAGACGUUACCUGGGAGCUGAGGCUUCCACCCAGUUGGCUGUUUUUCUGACUUUGAGUCUGAUAGAGCUGUUGGCUUUCUGCUAGAGUAAUUUUAUUUUAAGACUGAUGUAUGCCAACAUCUUGUUUUCAUUGCAUGUUUCUAGCUAUUGGAUCCUGGGGCAAGACUUUCCAUUCCAUUGAUUCCUUUUGAUCCUCAGAUGGUGGAAUGGCUAAGUGACUCAUUUCAUAGGGAAUUUCAUCAGCAGGUCGAUUUUAGGUGUACUAUUCUGUACUCAUAAACUUCUUAAAGGGGUUUUCCAGGACUUUAAUAUUGAUGACCUGUCUUUAGGCUAGGUAAUCAGUAUUGGAUCGGUGAGGGUCUGGUUCCCAGAACCCCACCAAUCCACUGGAAGCCAAGCACAGCUUCAUACACCAUGUAAUGGCUGUGUCUGUGCAGCAAGCUGUAUUUUGCUGAUCACUCUUCUGUCUUGUCGCACUAAUGCUUUCUGGAAGCAGUAUUCUUGAUUUGACGAUCUCUCUGGAGUGUUAAUCUGACAGGAGAAUAAUAUCUGGUUCUAAGGAGUAGGAGCUUUUACAUGUACUUCCUCUCUCUUCUCUGUGUGAACUGGAUGUCCACCAUCUGGUAGCCCACUGCUACCAAGAGGAGAAGAACAGGGUGGUUGGCCCUUGUUCCUGCCAACCAUACAUUUCCUGAUGGAACACGUGGCCAAAACAAUAAAUACUUAACAUUACACAUUGCACAACUAUAAACAUUUGCAGAUACCCCCCAGGUGAGGGGUACUGAAUCUGUUGCUGCACUCCUCCUGUUUAAGGAAAUGCGAGAAAGCUGUAGUAACCAGGCAUAUCCACUAUAUAGUGUACGGAGCUGUUCCUGCACACAGCUGUUUGGUGGAGGUGCCAGGGAUCGGACUUCCACUAAUCUGAUAUUGAUUACCUAACCUAAGGAAUAGGUCAUUAGUCUUCCUGGAAAGCCCAUUUAAUUAUAGCUUUAUAGUUUUUCCCUGAUAACAGACAAAUUCCGUGCAUUGGUAGAGUAUAAGGUCAAAUCAUGGCUGUCCAUAGCUGCCACUAGGUGGAGCCUACUGCAUAACUGUUUCAUUAUUGAGUUCUUUGUGUAAACUGUAAGCUCCUUCUAGUGGUGGCUGCAGGUAACUACAAUGGUAUAAUUUAGAUUUAUGUGUACAGGGUAUUUGGAGCUCUGUAUCAGAAUAGAAAUUGAUCUCCUCAUUAGAGAUGAGCGAAUUUCAUAUUCUAUAACGGAAUGCCUUUAGAGGCAUUCCGUUAUUCAUUUCGUCAUAAUAGA